CGACCAGCGAAUUCUCAUCAAUCUACCGUUUUUAGCUAGCAUAGACGCACAGCCAGGCACACGACAGUCCGCGUCCCACACCCGUCUCCUCCAUCCAGAUAAACUCACUCUGGGCGCUUGCGUGCCGAUUUCGCCAGGCUGCUACGGUAUUUAUUCGGCGCACAGGCUUCCUUGCUUAGUCGUUCUUAGAGGCCAGUAUAAAAGCACUACAGCAAACCGUAGAAAGGCCGUUCAAGCUCACCAAAGUGAAUUGCAACAAGCGGCGAUACCCUCAAUCCUUGGUGAAGGGUGACACUGGCCCGCGUCAGCAUGAAGGCAUUCAACGCUAUCCUUGGCCUAUUAUCUCUGGCUGGCUCAGCUCUUGGAGCUCUGCAGCAGGUCACCGGCUUUGGCACUAACCCCACAAGCCUCCAAAUGUAUAUUUCUGUCCCAGCCAAGCUCGCGACAAAUCCAGCCAUCGUUGUCGCGCUACACCCGUGCGGCGGCACUGCGCAACAGUGGUAUAGCGGCACCAAGCUGCCAUCGUACUCGGACAGCCAAGGCUUCAUCCUGAUCUACCCGCAGACGACAAAAUAUAGCAAUUGCUGGGACGUCAACAACGGCGGUUCGCUGACCCACGGCGGGAACGGGGACGCUCUGGGUAUCAUCAGCAUGCUCAACUACACCCUCUCCAAGUACAACGGCGACAAGAGCAAAGUCUACGUCAUGGGCGGCUCGUCUGGCGCCAUGAUGUCCAACGUUAUGGUGGGCUCGUAUCCGGACGUCUUUGAGGCGGGCGCCGCGUACUCGGGCACGGCCUUUGCGUGCUUCGCCGGCUCAAAAGGCGACCCCACGCCCUUUGGCUCCAACCAGACUUGCGCACAAGGCCUCACGCACACUCCGGAGCAGUGGGCUCAAUUUGUCUACAACGCUUAUCCUGGCUAUACAGGCAAGCGGCCGCGCUUCUUGGUCGCUCAUGGCCUCGCCGACACCCUGGUCCGCCCCCAAUGCGCCUACGAGCAGCUCAAGCAAUGGUCCGCUGUGCUGGGCGUAUCCAACACAAAGAACCUCACUGGCAGCCAAGUAGAAGAGGGCUCGCAGUACACGCAGCUGGUCUACGGUGACAGCAACAAGCUGGUUGGCUACCUUGGCCAGGGUGUUGGCCACAUCGCGCCCGUGGUCGAAACUGUGCUACUGAAGUUUUUUGGGCUCACGUCUUGAGGUCGCCCGCGGUUUUCCUCAGCCCUAUCCAGCAUCUUAGUGCUCCCAAGGUCAGCAAGGCUCAUGACGUAGUGAGGAGUUGAUCCGGCUGUAUCUGGGUUGAAAGGGUUUCAAGGCAGGUGGGGGACAUGCGAAGUUUGCUUGUUUGUUCGUGUAUAUACUUGAG
Molecule: messenger RNA, 1366 nt
Organism: Trematosphaeria pertusa
Lineage: Eukaryota; Fungi; Ascomycota; Dothideomycetes; Pleosporales; Trematosphaeriaceae
Product: carbohydrate esterase family 1 protein
Exons: 3
Coding region: 310-1200 (296 amino acids)
Cellular component (GO): extracellular region
Molecular function (GO): hydrolase activity
Source: RefSeq, a predicted model, not a curated record